This is a messenger RNA of Symbiodinium pilosum, 2097 nucleotides long. The record is from the annotation of a GenBank genome assembly. NCBI's taxonomy places the organism in Eukaryota, Dinophyceae, Suessiales, Symbiodiniaceae.
AUGCAGAGCAGGUUGCCAAUGCCAUCGGACGAGCUACUCGAGAUGCCAGUGCCUGCGCCCACCAGCGAGAGCCGAGCAACUGAGGAGUCGAAGCUCGAUCGCGAAGCCGUGGUGCUGGACGCGUCCGCGACCAGCAGUCGCAACACUUGGACAGGAAAGACUCUUACAGGCCAUUUGCAGAAGCGCCCAUCUGCUGUUCACCUGGAGUUGGAUGGAGAGCUAAGAAUUGGCCUGGAGAACGACUCCGAGCAGGUGAAAACUGCAAGCCAGUCCCUCGCCAAGCCCGGGCGCCUGCCGCGAGCUAUCAGCCAAGAUGCCCUCGAGGACCCGCAGAACAUUGAAGGGCUGUCUGGCACCGUGGCCGGGACCCCGACCCCGAAGCCAACAUCUGCUGCCUUGGCAGAUGCCGUGGACUCGCCGAGGAGUUGGGGAGCGGAACUCGAGGACAUGGACAGACUGUUUGAACUGAUGGCUGCCGGGCAGCGUCCAGCCGAAAACAUCGCUGAGCGCAUCCAGCAUGCGCAGAUUCAGGAGGACGAGAUUCCUGCGCCGGACUGGGUGGAUUCCUGGGUGAGCCAGCAGGACUUCCUGGCCGAUUACGACGACAGCCAGUGGCGUCAAGGGCGUGGCGGCGGGAAGAGGUCUGAUGCUGGCGGGUCGUCUGUGCGGCUUGGCGGUAAUGACGGAUUCCAGGGAAAGGCAUGUGGACGGCCCCACGCGCAGCAGAAGCAGCAGCCGCAGCUGGCGGUGUAUUCGCUGACAGCACAGGGCGAAUCUGGACAUGGGGCCAGAGCUUUCAAGGGCGCAGCGAAGAAGACCAAGGGAAAACCAUCCCGAUCACCAGAGAAGAAGGCCCCUUUUGGUGCAGAUGCCGCUUUUCCAAAGGCCGUGGCCACACCCAGGCAGCCAGAGUCUUCACGAGAGGACAGCAAAGCACAGCCAAGCAAGCCUUCAAGGCCCAGGCCAGCCGGCAAGGCCGAAAUUGCCAGCGAGGAGCAGAGAACCCCUAGGGAUGCGAAUCCGGUGGAUCUCCAAGGGUCAGAGGAGAUCAUGCAAAAGCUGCUGGGACGAAGGCUGACAGAAGUGGCUUCACCGGCGCCUCCAAAGUUAAAGGCAGCAGAAGAGAAGCCUCGGGAGCGAAAGGAAGAGGUGGAUGAACCCAAGGAGGUCUUGGAUGUCGGCAAGGAAGUGGUGGAGGCAGUGGCACCUCAAGGAGAGACGGACAACUUCUCGCUGGCACGAAACACCUCCAAGACUGCUGUGAGCAAGCGGUACUUUGCCACAACGGGCGGUAAGAAAGGCCUUGUGCACAGCAGGUCCUUUCGAAUGCAAGAGGGGGACGAACCAAAGCAGAAGCAAGAAGACCAAGGUGAGGAUGAGGCAGCUGCGGAAGAAGAGCCAGCUGAGACACCGGCCAAGCAGAGGUGGAAGCUCGGUACCCUUGCCGUUCAGGCAGUGGUCCGCCUGCGCACGCAGAUACGGUCUCCCAGUCCUACGCCCGAGCGCCGGAGGAGCAGCAUUCGUGCUCCGCCCGUGCGCAUUCUGUACCAACCAGACACACCCCCGCCGCCGGAGAGCAUCAACAAGCCCGCGGCGCCUAGAGCUCCAAAGCGCAAGGCCCAAGCGCCGAAAAAUGAUGAAGCUUUGCAAAAGAGGACCGAGGACACCAAGCGCACGCUUCAUGAGGCCCCCCCUGUGGCUGGAGUCUCCGAGCAGAGCGCCGCAAAUAAGGAGGUGCCGGAUGCUGAUGAACCACUGCACCCCGCAAUGGGAGUUGCGCCCUUCUCGAGCACCGACUCAAGCCUAGCCCUCACGGCGGCAACGAUCCAGGCAAUUCGAUCCAUGAACGAGCCCGAUUUGUCUCAUCUGCGAAAGGCGGAGGCCAGGCUCCUGUCCGCGCGCACACAGACCACUGGCUGGCUGUCUCACGACAGCUCACGGAUCACCUUCUUCUCGGCCAAGACAGACUCAGCCACGUCUACAGUUGGCUUCUCACCGUACGCCUCGCGGACAGAUCUCAUCAAGAAUGCCUCGGGCACGACGCUCUCCUACCAAAGUUCUGCUGCAAAGCUCUCCGUUGCGUCGAGGGAAGACGAG